AUGCUCCUCCUGGUGCUGCAGCUGGCCUGGCUGGGUGGCGUGCUAGUAUCAAGGCCCGGUUCUCAAAAUUCGAUAGAAAUCAUCUUACCAGAGAAAGUCCAAGGAAGUGCACAAUCAAAAGAAGGAAAUGAAGUAGAAAAUGAGGAGGUAUCCUAUAUUAUUCCAAUAAAUCAGAAACCACAUACGGUACACCUGAAGCAAAAAUAUUUCUUAGCCGAUCAUUUUGUGGUUUAUUUGUAUAAACAAGGCUCUGUGACUGCUCAUUCUUCAGAUAUUCCGGCUCGAUGCUACUAUCACGGCUAUAUUGAAGGAUAUCCAAGUUCUGUUGCCACCCUCAGCACAUGCUCUGGACUGAGAGGAAUGUUACAAUUUGAAAAUGUUUCUUAUGGAAUUGAGCCUCUGGAAUCUGCAGUUGAAUUCCAGCAUAUUCUUUAUAAAUUAGGGAAUGAAAACAAUGUACUUGAAAGUUUUAAUGAAAGAGGCAAAACCAUGGAAGAAAAUCAAGUGGACUAUAACAUUUUUAUAAGUAAAAAAUUAGAUGUACCACCACCUCCAAACUUGUUACCUCUGUAUCUAGAGAUGAUCAUUGUGGUGGACAAAAGUUUGUAUGAUUACUUGGGCUCUGAUAGAGUGAUUGUAACAAAUAAAGUCAUUGAAAUGGUCAGCCUUAUAAAUUCAAUGUUUACACAAUUUAACAUUACUGUUGUGCUAUCAUCAUUGGAGCUGUGGUCAGACAAAAAUAAGAUUUCUACAAAUGGUGAGGCAGAUGAACUCCUAAAAAGAUUUUUAGAAUGGCAGCAGUCUUACCUUGCCCUAAGGCCUCAUGAUGUUUCCUAUCUAUUAAUUUACAAGGAUCAUCCAAACUAUGUGGGGGCAACAUUUCCUGGAAAGAUGUGUGUUUCUCAUUAUUCUGUAGGAAUUGCACAGUAUUCCAGGGAAAUGACUUUGGAGGCGUUUUCAGUCACUGUCACCCAGAUGCUGGGGAUCAAUCUGGGAAUAUCAUACGAUGACCCACAGAAAUGCCACUGCUCAGAAGCUGUGUGUGUGAUGAGUCCAAAGGCUGUACAGUCCAGUGUUCUGAAGACUUUCAGCAAUUGCAGUCUGCGUGACUUUCAAGCUUUUAUUUCAAAUAUGGGUUCCAAAUGUCUUCAGAAUAAGCCACAAUUGCAAGUGAGAAACACAGCAGUCUGUGGCAAUGGCAAAGUGGAGGGAGAUGAAAUUUGUGACUGUGGUACUGCAGAACAAUGUGGAUCUAGUAGCUGCUGUAGUCCUGGAUUGUGUGUGCUGAAACCGACCUCAGAGUGUGACAGCUCGAAUCCCAGCCAUCGCUGCUGUGACGGUUGUAAAUUUGCAGCAGAGUCUACUGAGUGUAGACCUGUCAGGCAUCCUGAUUGCGACAUACCAGAGAAGUGUAAUGGAAGCUCAGGGUUCUGUCCGCCUGAUAUACAUGUACUCAAUGGGAACAUGUGCAAUGGGGAUAAGUAUUUUUGUCAUGAUGGAAUUUGCCAUGAUCUUGAUCAACGAUGUGAGAGCGUUUUUGGAACAGGUUCAACAAAUGGUCCAUUUUCUUGCUAUGAAGAAAUACAAAGUCAAACAGAUAGGUUUGGCAACUGCGGUAGGGAUCUUAGGGGAAGAUUCGCAUACUGUGGAUGGAGGAAUCUUAUAUGUGGCAGAUUAAUUUGUGCUUACGGCAGCCGAAAACCCUUCAUUCCUACUAACAAUGCCACUGCUGUGGUUUAUGCUUAUGUGCGAGAUACUAUCUGUAUAACUGCAGACUUUUCAGCAACUUCUAAUGAAAGGGAUCCUCUCCUACUCCGAAGUGGCCCUAUAUGUGAUGAUGGAAGGAUAUGUGUAAAUUUUGUAUGUGUAGAAGCACGAGGAUUGAAGGUCCAAGCAGAAACUUGUGCGCAAAGAUGCAAUGGAAAUGGAGUAAGUGUCACAGUGGAAGGAAUUUCUCCAAAAGCUGAGAAGAAGUGGCUCCUAGGUUUAUACAUCGGUUUACCGGCUCUCAUUAUGGCAACUCUGGUAGUCGUGGCAUGGAAUAAUUGGAAAAAGUGGUUUGCCAAGAAAGAGGAAUCCCAAAGUAGCAAAUCCAGAUCAGAAGAGAGUAUGCACACUUACACCAGCAGAUCCACAUCAGAAGCUAGUAGCCCAGCAAAUGCCACCAGGUAA
Dipodomys spectabilis (banner-tailed kangaroo rat) is the source of this 2172-nucleotide messenger RNA. RefSeq names its product ADAM metallopeptidase domain 32 (gene Adam32). The record is from RefSeq and is a predicted model, not a curated record. Bases 1 to 2172 code for a protein of 723 amino acids. Gene Ontology annotation, cellular component: plasma membrane. NCBI's taxonomy places the organism in Eukaryota, Metazoa, Chordata, Mammalia, Rodentia, Heteromyidae. Gene Ontology annotation, molecular function: metalloendopeptidase activity. The transcript is spliced from 21 exons. Gene Ontology annotation, biological process: cell adhesion; binding of sperm to zona pellucida; proteolysis.